CGAGGCGCUGGCCGACAUGGGCCGUCACGGCGCGCCGCCGCCCUCCAGCCUGCCGCAGCUGCGGCCGGACAUGGUGUACGGCCACCCGCACCCGGCCAUGAGCUCGCCGCACACGCCGCCGGGCGCGCGGCCUCACCAGAUGUGGGAUAUGAUGUACAUGGGCGCGCCGCGCGCCGCGCCCGUCCCCUCCGCCAAGCCGCAGCAGGUGGGCGAGCCCCCGCGCGACCGCUGGAUGUGUCCGCCUUACUCGGAGGGCCUGGAGAUGAUGGACCACCUGAGUGGCGCCACGGCCACGUCCAUGCCGGGCCUCGGCGGCAUGGCCGACAACUCGCACCACCCGGCGCCGCUGCACCCGCCCGUCUACUCGCACCCCAUCAACACCAUGAUGACGCACCACCAGGUGGGCCUGCACGAUGCCGACACGGAUCCGCGCGAGCUCGAGGCCUUCUCGGAGCGCUUCAAGCAGCGGCGCAUCAAGUUGGGCGUGACGCAGGCGGACGUGGGCCGCGCGCUGGCCAACCUCAAGCUGCCCGGUGUCGGCGCGCUCUCCCAGUCGACCAUCUGCCGCUUCGAGUCGCUCACGCUCAGCCACAACAACAUGAUCGCGCUGAAGCCGGUGCUGCAAGCCUGGCUGGAGGAGGCCGAGGCACAGGCGCGUAACAAGCGGCGCGACCCCGAGGCACCGUCCGUACUGCCCAGCGCCGAGAAGAAGCGGAAGAGGACGUCGAUCGCGGCGCCCGAGAAGCGCUCGCUGGAGGCCUACUUCAGCGUGCAGCCGCGCCCCUCCGGCGAGAAGAUCGCCGCUAUCGCCGAGAAGCUCGACCUCAAGAAGAACGUGGUGCGCGUGUGGUUCUGCAACCAGCGCCAGAAGCAGAAGCGCAUGAAGUUCGCCGCGCAGCACCACUGACAAACAAUGAAAGCCGAGCCGGACUCGCUUGGCUUUCAAGGAUACGC
Messenger RNA from Pollicipes pollicipes, 954 nucleotides. RefSeq names its product inhibitory POU protein-like. Lineage: Eukaryota; Metazoa; Arthropoda; Thecostraca; Pollicipedomorpha; Pollicipedidae. The record is from RefSeq and is a predicted model, not a curated record. Gene Ontology annotation, biological process: regulation of transcription by RNA polymerase II. Gene Ontology annotation, molecular function: RNA polymerase II cis-regulatory region sequence-specific DNA binding; DNA-binding transcription factor activity, RNA polymerase II-specific.